AUGUCAGGUAUUAUUGAAGCAGGUGCAGGACUAAUUGUGGACAAGUUGUUAGAAGCUGUGUCCAAAGGAAUACAAGAAGAAAUAAAGUAUGUAACUAUCUUGAAAAGGAUGGAAAGCACGCUACGAAAUAUAAAGCCAAUCAUUGAACAGAUCAAAGAGCAGAGGAACGAACAUAGCGGAAAGGAGGAAAUAAAGAAGUUGUGGGAACAAGUGAAAAAAGGGGAAAAAAUUGUGAUCAAAUGCUCAAAAAGAAAGUGCUGUAGCUGCUUCAAAAAGUGUCAUUGUGGACGAGAACUUCGCGACUUGGAUGAUUCAAUUAGUGAUUUCUAUAAGUAUGUUCUGCCAUUGAAACAACUAAGCAUUGCUAUGUCCACUGAUCAUAAUGUGCAAGAAAUUUAUGAAGAGCUGAAGGAAAUUCAUAUGAAGAUGAAAGAGUUUUUGGAGAAUGCUGAUGUGAACAAUAUUCGUGAGCAGUUGAAAGGAGUUCUCAACAAGUUGCUAACUAUCGAAGCCUUUCUUGAUGGUGGGAACAUCAACCUCGAGCAAGUCAAAAUAGAAAUUCAGGUGCUGAUAAGUAGUUUGAAGAAGUUUGCGUGA
Dovyalis caffra is the source of this 597-nucleotide messenger RNA. NCBI's taxonomy places the organism in Eukaryota, Viridiplantae, Streptophyta, Magnoliopsida, Malpighiales, Salicaceae. The record is from the annotation of a GenBank genome assembly.